Phlebotomus papatasi is the source of this 3304-nucleotide messenger RNA. RefSeq names its product 14-3-3 protein epsilon (gene 14-3-3epsilon). Bases 178 to 948 code for a protein of 256 amino acids. Gene Ontology annotation, cellular component: cytoplasm. The transcript is spliced from 5 exons. Gene Ontology annotation, biological process: signal transduction. The record is from RefSeq and is a predicted model, not a curated record. NCBI's taxonomy places the organism in Eukaryota, Metazoa, Arthropoda, Insecta, Diptera, Psychodidae.
GUCGCACUUUCAUCUCGCUCGCACCACACGUUCUUUGGCAAUCGUAGAAGAGACAUCGGCGUUAGCAACCACCAAGUGAGAAGAAUCGAGUCGGCGGGCGCGGCCAUAUUGAUUAAUUUGUGUUAGCCAGUGUUCAGUGUAUUUUGUGUUUGACAUAGAAAUCCCAAAUCAUCGAAAAUGGCUGAACGUGAAAAUAAUGUCUAUAAAGCCAAAUUGGCUGAACAGGCCGAGCGCUACGAUGAAAUGGUUGAUGCCAUGAAGAAGGUCGCUUCCAUGGAUUUGGAACUGACGGUGGAGGAGAGAAAUUUACUGUCGGUCGCCUAUAAGAAUGUGAUUGGUGCACGACGAGCAUCUUGGCGCAUAAUCACCUCUAUUGAACAGAAGGAGGAGAAUAAGGGCGCCGAGGAAAAGCUGGAGAUGAUUAAGAAUUACCGUGGACAGGUGGAGAAAGAACUCCGUGACAUCUGUUCGGAUAUUCUCAAUGUUUUGGAGAAGCAUCUCAUUCCCUGUGCUACAACUGGUGAGGGUAAAGUAUUUUACUAUAAAAUGAAGGGUGAUUACCAUCGCUACUUGGCGGAAUUUGCCACGGGAAGUGAUCGCAAGGAGGCUGCUGAGAAUUCUCUUGUGGCUUAUAAGGCGGCCAGUGACAUAGCAAUGACAGAUCUUCCACCAACACAUCCUAUUCGAUUGGGUCUGGCGCUGAAUUUCUCAGUAUUCUACUAUGAAAUUCUCAACUCGCCCGACCGUGCCUGCCGCCUAGCAAAAGCUGCAUUUGAUGAUGCCAUUGCGGAACUUGAUACCCUCAGCGAAGAGAGCUACAAAGAUUCAACGCUAAUAAUGCAAUUAUUAAGAGACAACCUCACACUUUGGACAUCCGAUAUGCAAGGAGACGGUGAAGGAGAGCAAAAGGAACAAAUUCAGGACGUCGAAGACCAGGACGUAUCGUAAUUUAGGUGUUUUAAUCCUAAUUAAUUAUAAUUAUAAGAUUAAUAAAAAAUAAUAAAAAAAGAAUAAAAAAUAAAUUAUUAGUAUAAGCAUUAAGUAAGUGUAAUUGUUUCAUCUUAAUAGACACAAUCCCAAAAUAAGAAGAUAAAAAAAAAUCUUAAUAUAAAUUGACAAGAAAAAAAAACAUGGUGGAAAAUAAUCAUACAGAGUAAAAAGCAAAUUAAAAUUUUUGAGUAAAAAAAAACAGCAACAACACAUCAUCAGCAUACAAUAUUUACUAUUAAAUUUAAAAAAAAAGUAAAAAAAAAUUGGAAGAGAAUGGCAGAAUAAAGGAAUAAAUGCGGAGAAAACACAUUGCAUUGCAGACUUUGUAAUAAUUGCUAUAAGGAAAAAAAUAUAAAUAUAUUACUUUGAAUUACGGCAUAAUGAAGAUAAAUAUAUAUUACUUACACAUUAUUAAAAGUUAUUUUUCAUGAAUGAAUUUGUAAAAUUAAUAGUGACAGCUUAUAAAAUAUUGAAUGAGAAUAUAAUGUUUAAAAGAAAAAUCAUCAGUCGUAGUGAAGACAAGAUAGUAAAAAAGCGCAGAAAACAAAUGAGAUAAUCAGGCAUUAAAUUUGGUAUUAUAAAUUAUUAAAAAAAAAAGUGGAUAACAUGAUGAAUAAAACAAUGGUAGAGAAUUUGGUGAAGAAAACAGAAAACAUGCAUUGCUACUAUUGUUAGGUUACAAUGAACUUAAGAAAUUAACAGUGGUAUAUGUCACAGUAUAUACUAAAUUAAAUAUAAUGUAUUGAGUAUAAAAGGUAAAAAAAAAAUCAAGUAGAAAGCAUUGCCGUCUCAAUUUUUUUUUAAUUUAUAUGUUUUUUUUUAGUUGAUAACUGUAACUUUGCAAAUAAACUUUUUAAAAGGAUAGGAAAAAAAAGAUACAAAAAGCAAACGAUGAACAGUGAACAACGUGUAGAUUAUUUGUUUAUUUCGUAACAAGUAAUUCUAAUAUUUAAAGAGAAAAAAAAGUGAAAAAUAAUGAAUGUGGAAAAUUAAUCCUAAAAACAUCAGUUCUGCAUUUCAUCUCAAUUUAAGCGGUAUUUUACAUCUAUUAUAACUUUAUAAGACCUUUUACUUUUUUUCUUUGUUCAAUUUAUACACUAACUAUCAAACACACAUUUACAGCAAAAGGGACGAAAGAUAUUUCAAUUAGAAAUAACAAAAAAAAAAGAAACAAUACAGAGAAGAAUGAAAUGGACAACAAAUAAAUUUGAGAAAAAAAAGCAAGAAAUACAUUUUUAUCUUUAAAAUGAAGUGAGAAGAAAAUGCUUUAAACACGGUACAUUGCCAGAAAAUUUAAUUGAAAACAUUUCCUAAUAUAUUUUGUGUAUGUUUUCUUGUUCAAUACUUAAGGACUUUUUUAUAAGACGAUAAUAAUACAAGAGAUAAAAAAAGGAAAAUAAUACAACUCUCAAAAGACACAAUAUAUUUCAAUGAAAUCUUUUAAGCACAAGAUCAAUUUUUACAUAGAAGAGACUUUCAGUGUAUUUUUAACUUAAGAUGAUUAUAAACGUGAAGGAUGAAAGGAAGAAGAAAAAAAAAACAAAUAGAACAAUUACCAAGAGCUUGUCGAAUUUUAAGAAAAAAAAAGUAACACUUUAAAAAAGGAUGAAAACUUAUGAUUCUAUUCUUAAGUUAUUUAAAUCUUUUUUUUUUUUUUAGAGAGAAGCAUUAUUUGAUACAAAAGUGAAUGGGAUAAUGAUGAUAAAAAUGUACCAUAAUCCUUCGGAAAUUCAUGUAUCUUUCUAUUUUACUCUUGUUUAUUCCAUCUGUUAUUUAUUUUUGUUACGAAUACGAUGGCCCCUCCGUGGUUAAAGUCAGAAGAAGAAGAUGAACAAAAAAGUUAUCAUUCCCAUUCUAUGUGGAUUGCUUGAAAAGGAGGGUGUAGAGGAGAGAGGGAGAAAAAUUUUUGGUGCAAUCCAGAAAAAGUUUGGGGCCAACGAAUCAGUAAAAUCUUCUAUAAAAGCAUGAUUUUUUCGAAGAUGACUCUGAGAAUGACUAAAUUUUAAAGUGGAUAAUAAAAAUGUAUGAUAAAUCAUUUGUUCUGUGACUUUUUUUGCUGGAUUUAUUUUCUGCAAAUUGGCUGAUUUUUUUCAUUGAUUUUUGUUUGUUUUUUAUUUUUAUUUAAUAAUUUGUCUCACUGAAACGCGAUCCUUGGAAGAAUUGCAGGAACUUCUCAAGACCAAAAAACUCAGUCUCUUAUGCAACUUCAAAUAAAUGUACACUCUCGAUAGCUGAAUUAAGCCAUCUGCAUUUAAUUUUACACUUAUUCAUGUCUGAAUUCUUUUCGAAUAAAUAUAUUUGUAAAACUUUAAAA